Cyprinodon tularosa is the source of this 1049-nucleotide messenger RNA. RefSeq names its product OX-2 membrane glycoprotein-like. Lineage: Eukaryota; Metazoa; Chordata; Actinopteri; Cyprinodontiformes; Cyprinodontidae. Gene Ontology annotation, molecular function: cell-cell adhesion mediator activity. The record is from RefSeq and is a predicted model, not a curated record. Bases 15 to 1034 code for a protein of 339 amino acids. The transcript is spliced from 7 exons.
AGCGACCUGCAAUAAUGAUCAUCUAUCUUUUAGUAAACACAGUCCUUCAGACAGCUCACUUGGCUCUAAUAGAAACAGAGGAGACUGUGUGGGCAGCAGUGGGUGAUCAAGCCUCUUUAAGCUGUCAGCUCACUGAGGAUAAAGACGUCCUCCAAGUCACCUGGCAGAAACUCCUCCGAGAUGGACAGAAGAAUCUGGCCACCUACACCAAGAAAUAUGGUUACAGAGUGAAAGUUGAACUGAUAGAGAAGAUGGAUUUUCAGUGUGAAGAUCUUCAGAGCUGCUCCAUGGUGAUCAGGAAGGUGAUGGAGGAGGAUGAAGGCUGCUACCAAUGUCUGUUUAACACCUAUCCUAAAGGAGCCCUGAUAGGCAGGACCUGCCUCAGACUCUAUGAGCUGCAUGAUCCUGUCCUUGAUGUGAGGAGAUUAAAUGUUUCUGCAGAGUCAGUUGUGUCCUGUUCAGCCACAGGUCGACCUGCUCCCACUGUAACACUGACUGUUCUACAGCAGAACCUCAGCUUCUCCCACUACAACAGCAGCAGUGUGACCCACAGCAACGGUACAGUCACCGUCACCACCACAGCUCUGCUGUCAGCUUCCAGCAGCACACAGGUUGGAUGUUCAGUGUCAGUGCUCUCUGCUGCUCCCAGAGAGAAGCUGAUCACCGUUCCUGGAUUUAAAGGAACAUCUGAUGAUGGUUUGGAUGACUCUGAUUAUGACGUUAAACGAUGGAGUUUCAUUUUUGCAGUUUUUUUGUGUGGAGCUUUAGCAGCUUUAAUCUCCAUGUUCCUCCGUAGAAGGAAGAAGCAGAACAGGAAGCUUCCAAUGGAACAAAAACCCGAAGAACAAACCAAUAAUAUUCAGACUGAGGAACAGAUUCUGCCGCAACAGAGAACUGAGAAGUCGACUUGUGUUCUGAUCAACAGACAAACCAGCAAAUCUCCGCCAAUAACACCAAGAACACCCGAUGUAGAAAACAUGGCAUCUGAAGCUUUUACUUUUCAUGAAAAACUAAAAAGAAAAAAAUCCUCAUAGGAUUAAAGAAGCUUG